Messenger RNA from Danio rerio (zebrafish), 2210 nucleotides. The record is from RefSeq and is a predicted model, not a curated record. NCBI's taxonomy places the organism in Eukaryota, Metazoa, Chordata, Actinopteri, Cypriniformes, Danionidae.
GAUGAAAUCUUGGUUCAACCGGAACAGCCUGUCACCGGCACACACGUUUCUCAGCGACCGCCGGUGAGAUAUAAUAAGCAGCAGACAUCAUGGGAGAGCAGCUGAGUCCUGAUGAGAAGUUCCAGCUCAUCACCAGAAACCUUCAGGAGGUUCUUGGUGAGGAGAGGUUGAAGGAGAUCCUGAAGGAGCGGGAACUGAAGGUUUACUGGGGAACAGCGACUACAGGCAAACCCCAUGUUGCUUACUUUGUCCCCAUGUCAAAAAUUGCUGACUUCCUGAAGGCGGGCUGUGAGGUGACCAUCCUCUUUGCUGAUCUCCAUGCUUAUCUGGAUAACAUGAAGGCUCCCUGGGAGCUGCUGGAGCUCCGGGUGAAGUAUUAUGAGCAGGUCAUCAAGGCCAUGUUGGAGAGCAUUGGAGUUCCUCUUGACAAACUCAAAUUUGUCAAAGGCACAGAUUAUCAGCUCAGCAGAGAAUACACUCUGGAUGUUUACCGACUGUCAUCCAUGGUCACUGAACACGAUGCAAAGAAAGCAGGGGCAGAGGUGGUCAAACAGGUUGAGCAUCCUCUUCUCAGUGGUCUGCUGUAUCCUGGACUACAGGCACUGGAUGAGGAAUACCUAAAAGUAGAUGCUCAGUUUGGUGGUGUGGACCAGAGGAAGAUCUUCACAUUAGCUGAGAAGUACCUGCCUUCCCUUGGGUACACCAAACGUAGCCACUUGAUGAACCCAAUGGUUCCAGGACUGACUGGGAGCAAGAUGAGCUCCUCAGAGGAGGAAUCCAAGAUUGACCUGCUAGACAAGAACCAAGAUGUGAAGAAGAAGCUGAAGAAGGCGUUCUGUGAGCCUGGAAAUGUGGAGAAUAAUGGAGUUCUGUCUUUUGUCAAACACGUGCUUUUCCCUCUGCACUCAGAGUUUGUGAUUAAAAGAGAUCCAAAGUUUGGAGGUGACAAAGUCUACACAGAUUUUGAGGAAGUGGAGAAGGACUUUGCUGCAGAGCAAAUUCAUCCAGGUGACCUGAAGGCUUCAGUAGAAUUGGCUCUUAACAAACUGUUGGACCCUAUCAGGAAGAAGUUUGAGAGCCCUGAGUUGAAAAAACUGACAUCAUCUGCUUACCCAGAACCAUCUAAAAACAAAGGAGGAGCAAAGGGCAACCCUAAACAAACCACAGAUGACGAUGAGGUCAUCCCAUCCAGAUUAGACAUCAGAGUGGGAAAAGUCAUCAGUGUAGAAAAGCAUCCAGAUGCAGACUCACUAUAUUUAGAGAAGAUUGAUGUGGGUGAAGAACAGCCGCGGACUGUAGUGAGUGGACUGGUGGCUUAUAUCACAGAGGAACAGCUUCAGGACCGACUCGUUGUGCUGCUCUGCAACUUAAAGCCCCAGAAGAUGAGGGGGAUUGAAUCUCAAGCAAUGGUGCUUUGUGCUUCAAUCGAAGGAGAGCCCAGGAAAGUGGAGCCUUUGGAUCCACCAGAAGGAUCUGCAGCAGGAGAUCGUGUUUACGUAGAGGGCUAUGAAUCUGGCAAACCAGACGAUGAAUUGAAACCAAAGAAAAAGGUGUUUGAGAAGUUACAGGUUGAUCUGAAGAUCUCCGGCGAGUUUGUUGCACAAUGGAAAGAGCAAAAUCUGAUGACCAAACUUGGACGAAUCACCUGCAAAACACUUAAAGGUGGAAAUAUCAGCUAGAAUAUCCACACUAUUUUUCUCAAGCUCCAGUGGGAGAGUUUUCAUGACAGCCGUAAUCCACAUAACAUCUACACUGUGUAUAUCACUCAUCAUAGGCAUCAAAAACUGAACUAAUAGUUCACCAUUACUGCAGAAGAAUGCAUAGGAGUAUUGUCUGUCCUUUACAUUGCAUGUAAUGGCGUCCAAGAUGAUUUAUGCAUUAAGUACUGCAGUAAACAUGCUAAUAUGCAUUAGUGAUAAAUGGGGAAUCUUGCAGGAGCUCAUCUGUUAUCUUAAAACUCAGGUUUUCCUGUGGUGCCAUGUCUGUUGAUCAGUGCUUAUAAUGAUCAGUGUGACAAUGUACAAACUAUUAUUUAACCUUCAAAGUAAACGGUUCAGAUGUGGGACAAUCUACAGUAUAUAAACAGCAAAAUGUUAUGGUGAAUAUUUUAAGAUUAGUUGUUCCCAGAAAACAGCUAGAAUUUCAGAUAACGUAACAUUCAGAUCUAAUGUUAACCAGACUCACUCAAAUAAAGGAUGAUUCAUAACUGA